Messenger RNA from Clonostachys rhizophaga, 1620 nucleotides. The record is from the annotation of a GenBank genome assembly. NCBI's taxonomy places the organism in Eukaryota, Fungi, Ascomycota, Sordariomycetes, Hypocreales, Bionectriaceae.
AUGCAGGCUCCGGUGUUGGUUAUGAACACCAAUAGUGGUGAGAGGCAGGUUGGAAGACAAGCUCAGAUGUCCAACAUUGCUGCCGCCAAGACUGUCGCCGACAUCAUUCGAUCAUGUCUUGGACCCAAGGCCAUGCUGAAGAUGCUGCUUGACCCCAUGGGAGGUAUCGUGCUUACGAAUGACGGCCAUGCUAUUCUACGAGAGAUCGAGGUGUCACAUCCCGCCGCCAAGAGCAUGAUCGAGCUCAGCCGGACACAGGAUGAGGAGGUUGGCGAUGGCACAACCACUGUCAUCAUCUUGGCCGGUGAAAUCCUGGCCCACGCUCUCCCCCAGCUCGAACGCAACAUCCACCCCGUAGUGAUCAUCUCUGCCUUCAAGCGUGCGCUGAAGGACGCUCUUGAGAUCAUCGACGAAAUCUCCAAGCCUAUCGAUAUCAACGACGACGAGGCCAUGGGCCAGCUUAUCUCAUCCUCCAUUGGCACCAAGUUUGUCUCCAGGUGGAUGGACCAGAUGUGCUCUCUGGCACUCACGGCUGUCCGCACAGUCACUUGGGAGGCCGGCAACGGAAAGACCGAGGUCGAUAUCAAGCGAUACGCCCGAAUCGAGAAGGUCCCCGGAGGUCAGAUCGAGGACAGCCAGGUGUUGGACGGAGUUAUGGUGAACAAGGAUAUCACACACCCCAAGAUGCGAAGGCGCAUAGAGAAUCCCAGAAUCGUCCUUUUGGACUGUCCGCUCGAGUACAAGAAGGGAGAGUCACAGACCAACAUCGAGAUCACAAAGGAGGAGGACUGGAACCGUAUCCUACAAAUCGAGGAGGAGCAGGUCAAGGCCAUGUGCGAGGCCAUUAUCGCUGUCAAGCCCGAUCUCGUCAUCACCGAGAAGGGUGUCUCAGAUCUCGCACAGCACUUCUUUGUUAAAGCUAACAUCACAGCUCUUCGCCGAGUCCGAAAGACCGACAACAACAGAAUAGCCCGCGCUACAGGCGCCACUAUUGUCAACCGAGUCGAUGAUCUCCAGGAGGCUGACGUGGGCACCCGAUGUGGUCUGUUCGAGAUUGAGAAGAUUGGCGACGAGUACUUUACUUUCCUUACAAAGUGCCAGGACCCCAAGGCCUGCACAGUCCUCCUCCGCGGUCCCUCGAAGGAUGUGCUCAACGAGAUUGAGCGCAAUUUGCACGAUGCCAUGGGCGUUGCCCGCAACGUCAUGUUCCACCCUCGCCUGUCGCCUGGUGGUGGUGCAACUGAGAUGGCCGUGUCCGUGCGCCUGAACGAGCUGGCUAGGAGCAUCGAGGGAGUUCAACAGUGGCCAUACAAGGCUGUCGCAGACGCCCUCGAGGUUAUUCCCCGGACGCUGGUUCAGAACGCUGGCAAGAGCCCCGUGCGUGUCCUGACAGACCUACGUGCCAAGCAGGCCGAGGGCAACAGCUCGUGGGGUGUGAAUGGUGACACUGGUACCAUUGUGGACAUGAAGGAGUACAACGUCUGGGAGCCCGAAGCUAUCAAGCUUCAGAGUAUCAAGACCGCUAUCGAGGCUGCAUGCUUGCUGCUUCGUGUAGAUGACAUUUGCAGCGCCCGAAAAGGCCAUCAAGGCAGAGCUCCCGGGGCUGGUGGGGAAGAAUAA